Messenger RNA from Quercus lobata, 783 nucleotides. RefSeq lists its product as uncharacterized. The transcript is spliced from 2 exons. Lineage: Eukaryota; Viridiplantae; Streptophyta; Magnoliopsida; Fagales; Fagaceae. Bases 1 to 783 code for a protein of 260 amino acids. The record is from RefSeq and is a predicted model, not a curated record.
AUGGCUGGCGACCCUUUGAAGCGUAAUCAGAACCUGUAUUGCGUAUACCAUCAGGAGGCAGGUCACACUACUGAUGAUUGCAGGAACCUGAAGAACUAUUUAGACCGGCUCAUCCGAGAAGGGAAGCUGAGACAUCUGCUACAUUUCUCUGAAGGAUGGCAAGAACCAUCAAACAAUGAAACCAGACAAAGUACGUUGAGGCCACCCAUUGGCACAAUUAAUGUCAUUCUCGCCGCACCUGGAAGGACAAGCUCUGUCCCCUUCAGGGUAAUGUCAGUGAGCAGUUUCCCGACUAAGCCAGAUGACAGGGAAUCCAAGAGGGCUAGAAUGAGCGCCACGCCAUUAAUCGGGUUCACGGAGGAAGACAAACAAGGAACUAUCCAACCCCACGAUGAUGCCUUAGUCGUUACGCUCAGAAUAGGAGGUUAUGACGUGAAAAGGGAAAACCUGUCGCCAUACGAUUCCCCCCUGGUUAGCUUUGAAGGAAAGGUUGUCAUCCUGAGAGGCAUGAUUAGGUUGCCUGUGCAAACAGACUCAGAUGUGGUAGAAGUGAACUUCAUUGUCGUAGAUGCAUACUCCCCUUACACAGCCAUCGUGGCCCGGCCAUGGCUUCAUGCACUAGGGGCUGUGUCGUUAACCUUGCACCAAAAGGUGAAAUAUCCGUCAGGAUGUCAGAUCAAAGAGAUAAUAGGGAACCAGGGAGUAGCUAGGCAAUGCAUGGUGUCGGCAAUCUUGCGACAGCAGAAUUGCAUAACUUCCACUUCGGCCGAGAACGGCUUAUAG